Camelina sativa (false flax) is the source of this 1256-nucleotide messenger RNA. RefSeq names its product cysteine-rich repeat secretory protein 4-like. The record is from RefSeq and is a predicted model, not a curated record. NCBI's taxonomy places the organism in Eukaryota, Viridiplantae, Streptophyta, Magnoliopsida, Brassicales, Brassicaceae.
UUAUAAUGCAUCUUUUAAUCGAUCUCUCUGCUAUAAAUUUUCUUCUUGUUUUCUCUCAAAUAAUUCAUAAACAAGAAUAAAUAAUGGCAACAGUGAUCAAAAGUCUCUCGUCUCUCUUUUGCUUUCUCUCUCUCUUAGCUCUUCUCUUCUCUACAAGCCAAAUCAUAUCCCAACCUGAACACAUGCGCACCUUCUGCAGCCAAUUUUCCGACAACUUCACGCGAACCAGCUCUUACCGGACAAACCGCGAAACACUUCUCUCCUCUCUCCGUGACCGUUCCUCUCUAAGAACCUAUUCCAACGCCACAACGGGUCUUAGCCCCAACACAGUCCGUGGCAUGUUCCUCUGUAGAGGAGACAUCACGAGAAAUUCUUGUUCCGACUGUGUUCAAACCGCAACCCUAGAAAUUUCUAGAAACUGCACUUAUCAAAAAGAAGCGUUCAUAUUCUAUGAAGAGUGUAUGGUACGUUACUCGGAUACUUCCUUCUUCACCCUCGUAGAAGACAGACCUUACAUCAUUAGAUACUCUUUGAGUUCUGCUCCAAACACGGAUCGGUUCGGACAAACGCUUUCGGAUAAAAUGGAUGAGCUUAUCAUCAGAGCCUCUUCUUCAUCAUCGUCGUCAUCAUCAACACCAUAUUUCGUUGAGGAUCAAGAACGUGUCACACAAUUCGAGGGUUCAUAUGAUUUAGAUUCAAUUGUCCAGUGUAGUCCCGAUCUUGAUUCAGGAAACUGCACCGUAUGUCUGAAACUUGCGGUCCAAGAAAUCUUGGAUUGUUGCAGUCGGUCUCGUUGGGCUCAGAUCUUUACUCCUAAAUGUCUCUUGAGAUAUGAAGCUUCCGCUUUGACAUCACCGCCUCCACCGUCUCCGCCACCUCCGCCACCUUCUCCUCCAUCGCUAGUGCCGUCUCCGCCGCUUUUCACGCGGCCACAAAACAUACCGAGUUUUAGCGGGUCAACUUCUACUACAGUUAUAAGAGGAAAAGAAAUAUUUGGGAGAAUUUUUAUUGCGGUGAUGACAGCUUAUGUCUUUAGCACUUUUGGGUGUAUGAAUGUAAAGAUUGCUUUAUAGUACUCGUAUUUAGAAGUGCGAAGUGUAAUGUUCUUGUCUAUUAAGAUCCAAACCCACUAACGUUAUGUUAUUAUUUGUGCUUCAGUAUGUUUCCUGUUGAUUUCUGAUGUUUAAUUAUGAAUGGAUUUGUCAAAAAAAUAAUUGUAUGGAUUGAAAGAUAAAAGAAUUGAAGUUUCGUGUAUA